Molecule: messenger RNA, 1017 nt
Organism: Nothoprocta perdicaria
Lineage: Eukaryota; Metazoa; Chordata; Aves; Tinamiformes; Tinamidae
Product: pantetheinase-like
Source: RefSeq, a predicted model, not a curated record
CUUGUGACACCUGAGGAUGGCAUUUAUGGCUGGGUCUUCACAAAGGAAACAAUAUACUUUUAUCUUGAGGAUAUCCCAGAUCCACAGGUGGACUGGAUUCCAUGUACUGAUCUGGAAAGAUUCACUCCUUUACCAGUGCAGAAGAGGUUGAACUKUCUGGCAAGAAAUAACUCUGUCUAUGUGGUUGCAAAUAUGGGAGACAAGAAGCUUGGCAAUUCCAGUGAUCCAAGGUACACAAGUCACUUGGUCACUAUUGAUGGUCACUAUCAAUACAAUAUCAAUGUUGUCUUCGAUUCAGAAGGRAAAUUGGUGGCUCGUUAUCACAAGGCCACUCCYCAUGAACUGCAGGGCUCAGGCAGUGGUAUUUAUGCCCCAGGUGGCCCAAGAGCAUUUCAUUAUAACACAGAAAUGGAAAAUGGUCACCUCCUGGUGACAGAACUGCAUUCACACCCACGACUGUCUCUCACCUAUCCUGCUGCUGUUAACUGGCAUUUGUAUGCCAGCAGCGUCUAAAGGCUCCCACCAAAUGACCACCAUUUCAGUGGAGUUGUUUACCGUGAUCUCUUCUCCUUCAGUGAACUCACUGAACCUGAGGGAAGUCUUGCUGUUUGCCAGCAGGGCUUCUGUUGCCAUUUGAGUUACAAGAUGGUAAAGAAACAAGAUGAUGACAUUUAUGGUUUAGGUGCCUUUGAUGGACUACAUGUUGAAGGAGAAUAUUAUUUGCAGGUAUGCAUGCUGCUGAAGUGUAAAAGCACAGGCCAGAAAAGCAGUGGGCAKCCCGUGGAAAGYRCUCAGACCAAGUUUGACAUGUUCUCCCUGAGCGGCACGUUUGGCACUAGCUACGUCUUCCCAGAGGUCCUGUACAGUGGGGUUCAGCUGGACCCUGGGGAAUAUCAGGUGCUACCUGAUGGACGUCUGAUAGGUCAGGCUCAUACAUCUAGGCCAGUUUUGAGUGUAAUGCUCUUUGGGAGGUGAUAUGAAAAGGACCCACGACAUACAAAAGAAGCUUCACUAUAA